AUGCCACUUUUCACAUCACUGGUACUAUCAGCCCUCGGCCUUGUGCCAGGCGCGUUGGCUGAGAAGCUUCUGGCUUCGCACUACACUGGACAGGUCUACUCGCUCGACUUGGCAGUCAAUGGCAGUACCGGUACAUUGAAAUCGACCUCCUCGACAGGCGGAUGUGGCAAGAUGCCCACUUGGCUCGAGCUCGAUUCCGAUACUGGCACGCUGUACUGCUUCGACGAAUCUGGUGCGGGCCAACAGGGCAUCAGCGGCGGAGUUGCAACUACUUAUUCUGUCAACACGGACGGCUCCCUCAAGCAGACGGGCCAAGCCAAGACCAAGGGCGGCGAAGUCCAUGGAUCGUUUUACGGAGGUUCAGAUGGACGUGGCUUUGUUGCUACUGUAGAAUAUGACGCAUCUACGCUUACUACGUUUAAGCUUCCCCUGACUUCAGGUACUCAGGUAUUGCAGACGCAAAAGUUCAACAUGUCCGCUCCGGGGCCCAACAAGAGUCGGCAGACGGCUCCGCAUCCACACUCGGUCAUUACUGAUCCGACGAGCAAAUAUCUGAUUGCGCCAGAUCUCGGUGCCGACCUCGUUCGCAUAUUCAGCAUUGAUGCUACUAGUGGACAGCUGGCAGCUUGCACACCCGGCGAGGCAGGCGCCGGCGACGGGCCUCGGCAUGGAACCUGGUGGGCUCCCAAGUCCGGAUCCACCGACGGGCAAAUGCUGUACACGGUGAACGAGCUGGGCAACUCGGUCUCGGCGUGGAAGGCCACGUAUCCGAGCUCAGGCUGUCUGACGCUCAGCAAGACGCAGACCCUCUCAACCUACGCCGAGGGCAAGACGGCGCCGACCGGGUCCAAGGCGGCCGAGGUCCACGUGUCGGGCAACUUUCUGUACGCUGUAAACCGCAACGACAAGACAUUUGGGGCCAAGGAGGACUCGAUUGUGACGUACAGCAUCGACGCCGCCAGCGGUGCCAUCACGUUUGUCGAGGCCACCAAUGCCCACGCCUGGUACCCGCGCACUUUUGCCAUUAACAAGGCUGGCACGCUGGUGGCUGUCGGAGGGCAAACGUCGUCGAAUGUGGCAAUUAUUCAGCGCGAUGCAUCCACUGGUAAACUUGGAGAUCUUGUUGCCAACUUGGCCAUUGCAACUCCUGGAACAGAUGGAGGCGAAGAUGGACUCAGCGCAGUGAUCUGGGACGAAUGA
Molecule: messenger RNA, 1200 nt
Organism: Pestalotiopsis fici W106-1
Lineage: Eukaryota; Fungi; Ascomycota; Sordariomycetes; Amphisphaeriales; Sporocadaceae
Exons: 2
Coding region: 1-1200 (399 amino acids)
Molecular function (GO): protein binding; 6-phosphogluconolactonase activity
Source: RefSeq, a predicted model, not a curated record